Penicillium psychrosexuale is the source of this 675-nucleotide messenger RNA. RefSeq names its product DUF3716 domain-containing protein. The coding region runs from base 1 to 675 and encodes 224 amino acids. The record is from RefSeq and is a predicted model, not a curated record. The transcript is spliced from 2 exons. NCBI's taxonomy places the organism in Eukaryota, Fungi, Ascomycota, Eurotiomycetes, Eurotiales, Aspergillaceae.
AUGUUGGAAGGGACUACGUCAAAGUGCAUUGUGCAAUAUGAGAUUGGGCCACUUCCUGUUCCACCGAUCGUGCAGAGUGACACCGAGCUUCCCCCAGGCGCCUGGGCUGAAUAUGCGCUCACUCUCCCGUGGAGUGCUGCAAGACUAGGCACCCACGUGCGAACCGACCUAUUGGCCAUCCUCCGCGGCCACGAAAUUCAGCGUGAGCUGGUAAUCCGCACCAUUAUCCCGUGGAACGCCCGCCGGUUUGACAUCGAACUCGGAGCGACUAGUGCCCGUGCAGAGGCCGCGUUCAUAUUUAUGACCGGCCAGGUUAUAGAGGUCCCGUGCACAUAUUGCCAAGAGCUUAAGGGGAUUUUCCCCUUAUGCGUUCGAAGCCGGGAGCGCGGCACCCCAGGACAGUGCGCCAAUUGCUGGUGGUCUGGUCGCGGUUGCUCGCUGCAGGCCUCCACUCAGGCCCUGGCCGCUAGCGCGGCGUUCUUUCAAUCUCCCUCGCAAGUCCUUAAUACCCCCCAAGUCCGCCGUGCACUUCGUGACCAUACUCGACCCCUCUCCACGGCCACUCAGCACCUCCAAGCCGUUGUACAAAACCCUACUAGCACUCCCCAGGAGAUUCUCGCUGCUAUUCAAAAUGAAAUUGCCCAGGUGAAUGGAUUCCUCUCGACCUUCCAGUAG